AUGGAAGCGUUUAGUGAUCUGCAAGAUGAUAUUAAAGCCAAAAUGUUAAAAGCUAAGGCUAAUUUUAAGAAGUCCCCAAAGGAAAGAUUAACGACUUCUUAUGUGGAAACCAGGCUAGAUAAUUUAGAACAACAGUGGUCUCUAUUUUCAGACACUCAUACUAAAAUUAUAAGUCAAGUCAAGAGAUCAGAUUUGUAUAGUUCAGACUACCACAAAAAUGCAAUAUAUGAUGAUGUAGAAGAGUUGUACGUAGAAUAUAAGACUGAUUUAAAAGAGAUGUUAUGUAAAUUAAAUUCGAAUAAACAAAGUGUUGUUGUAUCUGGUCAAAGUUCAGCUACACGUUUCAAGUUGCCUGAAAUAAAAAUUCCUAUGUUUUCGGGUAAUUAUACGGAGUGGCAGACAUUUAGGGACUUGUUUUUAGGUCUUGUGCACGAAAACAAGGCCCUAGAUGAUGCCCAAAGGUUUUACUAUCUCCGAGGUCAUUUGACAGGAGAAGCUGAACAGCUAUUGCGAAAUAUUAAAAUGUCGUCCGAUAGUUAUCAAAUUGCUUGGGAAAAGUUGGACAGUAUGUACAAUAAUAAACGGUUUUUAGCUAACGGCAUCUUGAAACGUUUGUUAAGUCAAAAGAAUUUAGUGUCUGAAUCGGCUACUGAAAUUAAGAAACUUAUAAGUACAACGUCAGAUUGCUUAGAGUCAAUAAAAAAUCUAGGUAUUGAUGUUUCAUCCUGGGAUAUAUUGAUUAUUCAUAUUAUAAGUAUAAAAUUAGAUAAAGAUACUCGAAAGGCCUGGGAGUUGAAGGUAGCCUCAGAGCCAUCUGAUGAUUUACCAACUUUUGUUCAGUUCUCGGAGUUCUUAACAGGUCGAUUCAGAGGUCUAGAAAAUAUAGAAACUAAGUUAAAUAAUAGUGAUAAGAAAGUUACCAAGUCUUUUCACAUUGUUAAAAAAAAUGCUGAUCACACUGCGUCUUGUUUAUAUUGUUCUGAAGAUCAUAAAAUAUAUUUAUGUAAAAAGUUCGGUAAAGAAACUAACGAUGCCCGUCGUAAUUUUGCUCUGGAAAAUAAGUUGUGUUUUGUUUGCCUUCUCAAUAACCAUUCUGCAAAAGCCUGUAGAAACACUCUUAGAUGCCAAGUGUGCAAACGCCGCCACCACACGUUAUUACACCCAACAGGUGUUUCGGGGUCUGGUGUUGGGGAAAUUAAUAAUAAUGCUCGCGAGGAAGCCUCAUCGUCUGCUGGUAGGUCGGUGAAGGAGGAUACAAAUAAAAAUAGUAGUGAAAUAACCGUUCAAGCGGAGGGGUCAAGCAAACCGAUAGUGUCAUGUCUUUCGACAGGAAGAGGUCAGAAAACUGUGCUCUUAACUACGGCUUUGGUUAAAGCUGAGUCGAAAGAAGGGAAUUAUCAGGUCAUUAGGGCUUUGCUAGACCAAGGGUCACAGGGUUCUUUCGUUACGGAGUCCACAGUCCAAUAUUUAGGAUUGAAGAAAAAGCCAUCAAGGCACACUGUAUUAGGUGUAGGGGGUGAAAAAAGUGUAACGUCUAAGUUCACUGUUGAUAUUAAGUUGAGGUCAAGAAUAGAUCCGAAUUUCCAGGUAGGGGUUAAUGCUUACGUACUGAAGUCGGUCACCACCCUUCUUCCAGCUACGAGAGUAGCCAGGAUAGAAUGGAUAGAUUUGACCGAGGAUGAUUUGGCUGAUCCUGAAUACCACAAACCUAAUAAAAUUGAUAUUUUAUUGGGUGCUGAGGUUUACAGUCAAAUUAUCCAGGAGGGCAUUAAAAGAAAUAUAACUGGAACUCUAUUGGCGCAAGAUACUAGUUUUGGAUGGAUACUGUCGGGAUCUUGUGAAGUGGAUCCUGAGUCAAAUGUUCAUUCACACAUUGCCGUGAUGCACUCCAGUGUUCAAGCCGAUGACAUGUUGAAACGAUUUUGGGAGUUGGAAGCUGAACCAUCUGGAACAAAGAAGAUACUCACGGAGGAUGAAAUUAAAUGUGAAAAAAUAUUUACGGCUACCACAAAGCGGAAUAGCAUGGGCAGAUACAUUGUAAAACUGCCGCUGCGUGAUUCUGACCCGGUCAGUAAGGUUGGCGAGUCUAAGUGCAUUGCUGAAAAAAGACUGAAGAGUUUAGAGACAAGGUUAAAGAAGAACAGUACAUUAAGAGAAGAUUAUGCUAAGGUUAUGCAAGAAUAUUUAGAUUUGAAGCAUAUGAGAAAGAUUACAGAAAAGGAAAAGGAUAAUAGUAAAGCAAUAUACUUACCUCAUCACGCCGUCAUCCGGGAGGAUAAGGAAACGACGAAAGUGCGUGUCGUAUUUGAUGCUUCCUGCAAAGGAACAAUGGGAAUGUCACUUAAUGACAACUUAUUAAUUGGUCCGACGUUACAAGCUGAACUCCGUCAUACGAUUAUGCGAUGGAGAACCCAUCCGAUAUGUCUUGUCAGCGACGUCAUCAAAAUGUAUAGAGCGGUACUGCUUGAUAAUUCUGAUACAAUGUAUCAACGGAUACUCUGGAGAGACGAUCCUGGAAAGGAAAUAGAAGAAUACGAGUUGAUGACCGUCACUUUUGGUACCGCAUCAGCACCAUACUUAGCGGUUCGUGCAUUACAUCAAGUUGCGUAUGAUGAAUGUAAGGAUAAGCCGCAGGUGGAGAAGAUAAUUCUUAAUGAUUUUUACAUGGAUGAUUUGAUGACGGGAGCGGAUACUACAGAAGAGGGAUACAAAAUCUACAUAGAGAUGAACGAAGUUUUAGCUAAAGGUGGCUUCUACUUGCAAAAAUGGAGGAGUAAUAGCAAGGCAUUAUUAGAUAAAAUCAGGGAGGGUAAGUGUACUACAGAUGACGAACUAAAGAUAAAAACUGACGAGGUUACAAAAAUACUGGGACUUACCUGGAACUCAUGUGAUGACGUCUUCCAGUAUGCCGUAAAACUUCUGACGGUCACUGCACCUAUAACAAAAAGAAAAAUUAUCGCCGAAAUAGCGCGGUUGUUUGACCCAUUAGGGUGGCUAGCGCCUAGUAUUGUAUUAGCCAAAAUAUUUAUUCAGAAAUUGUGGUUAGCAGGUUUAGAGUGGGAUCAAGAAAUUCCUAAUAAUUUAGUACAGGAAUGGGCUACUUACCAUCGCAACUUACCUUUCUUGGGCGAGGUUAGAAUCCCACGAUGGCUGCAUAUUGUCGCUAACGUAAAGCAGGAACUCCAUGGCUUCUCUGAUGCUUCCAAAAUGGCAUAUGCAGCUGUCAUUUAUCUCAGAGUUAUAGAUGACGAGGGAAAAAUUAACAUUUCUCUGGUCACGUCGAAAACAAAGGUGGCACCAAUUAGACAAGUGUCUAUACCAAGGCUCGAACUAUGUGGGGCCGUUCUUCUGGCCAAAUUAAUGGCUGAAGUAGGAGAUGUAAUGGGUAUCCAGAAGUGUGAUUGGCAUGCGUGGACAGAUAGUGAAGUGGUACUGGCUUGGCUCAAUAGUCAUCCGAGCCGCUGGAAGACGUUUGUAGCCAAUCGUGCUUCAGAUAUUUUAAACAUCGUGGAUACUUACCACUGGUCACACGUGUCAUCUAAAGAAAAUCCUGCAGAUUGCGCUUCCCGUGGUGUGUGCCCAUCUGAAUUAAAAUCUACGGCUAUAUGGUGGAAUGGUCCGGAUCUGUUGCGACAGGAAGUGAUUGAAUAUAAAAGACCGAAGCAUCUCGCAACACAUUUGGAAGAAGUCAAGGUGCACACGACUGCGUUGGAUACAAUUACCAUCUGGAAUAAGUUUUCGAAGUUGUCAAAAUUAAUUAGAGUCAUAGCGUACUGCAAGCGGUUUCUGAAUCUGAGGAAAAAUGCAACUAAUAAACAUAGCACAAAAGAAUUAACAAAGCAGGAGCUGGACGAUGCUACGAACACUUGCAUAAAAAGAUGCCAAGAGGAUUUUGCGGAAGAAUUGAAGGAAUCAAAGAAUAGUAAGAAAAAGGGUAAUCUGAAGUCGUUAAAUAGCUUUAUUGAUUCUGAUGGAAUUAUAAGAGUUGGAGGAAGACUAGACAUGUCUCAAUUGGAUCAGAAUCGCGUACACCCAAUCCUCUUGCCAAAAGAAUCUUUUUUGAGUCAGCUUCUGGUUGCUGACGCUCAUGCAAAAACCAUGCAUGGGGGCCCGCAGCUUAUGGUCACAUAUUUAAGAUCCAAGUAUUGGAUUAUCGGGGUUAAAUUGCUAGCCAAAAAAUAUGUGAGGAACUGUGUUACAUGCAUUAGGUAUGCAGCCAAAACUCGAACUCAACUUAUGGGGCAACUACCAUCAGCACGUGUAACACCAAAUAAACCUUUUUUAUGUACAGGAGUGGAUUAUGCAGGACCCAUAAAUAUAAGAGUAUCGAAAGGGCGUGGGAACAAAUCAUAUAAGGGUUACAUUGCACUCUUUAUAUGCAUGUCUACUCGAGCAGUUCAUAUAGAAGUAGUUAGCGAGUUGAGUACCAAGGGGUUCUUAGCUGCGUAUAAAAGAUUUGUAGCUAGGCGUGGUCGCUGCGCCGAGUUGUACAGCGACAACGGUACAAAUUUUGUAGGUGCUGCGCGUGAAUUACUUGUUUUAUACAAUGCCGAAAAAUCUAAUUUUAACGCCGAAUUAGCAGAGUAUCUUGCUACAAAUGGCACGGAAUGGCACUUCAUUCCUCCUCAUGCACCAAAUUUUGGUGGUCUUUGGGAGGCAGGAAUAAAGUCCACUAAGUACCACUUAAAGAGGAUUAUCGGUAACACAACUCUGACGUAUGAAGAAAUGGCUACGGUGCUGGCCCAGGUUGAAGCGUGCCUCAAUUCGAGGCCGUUGUCAUAUGUUGAGGAUGAAGAUAAGGUCGAUAUAUUGACCCCAGCUCAUUUUCUGAUUGGAGAGCCAGCGGUUUUAGUUCCGGACUCCAAUUAUGAAAAAGCGAAUAUUAGCAGUUUACAACGCUGGCAGCUCCAACAGCGAAUGAUGCAGGAGUUCUGGCGACGUUGGUCACAUGAUUAUUUACAUCAGUUUUUACAAAGACGCAAGUGGGCUCACCAAAUUCCUGAACCAUCUGUUGGAACGGUAGUAUUAGUCAAGGAGGACGACAUGCCUCCCGGAAAAUGGUUAUUGGGAAGGAUUGAGCAGAAGCAUUGUGGACCUGACGGAAUUGCGCGGGUAGUAACUUUACGCACGAAGGCCUCAAUUAUUAAAAGACCUGUGUCUAAGUUAUGUGUAUUGCCAAUGGCCAAGUAA
Messenger RNA from Helicoverpa zea (corn earworm), 5190 nucleotides. RefSeq lists its product as uncharacterized. The transcript has a single exon. Lineage: Eukaryota; Metazoa; Arthropoda; Insecta; Lepidoptera; Noctuidae. The record is from RefSeq and is a predicted model, not a curated record. Gene Ontology annotation, molecular function: nucleic acid binding; aspartic-type endopeptidase activity. Gene Ontology annotation, biological process: DNA integration; proteolysis. Bases 1 to 5190 code for a protein of 1729 amino acids.